AUGGUUUUAGUAUUGAACUCAUUCAUUAAAUCGCCAUUCUACAACCCUACCCAAACUGAAUUUCAACAAAAUUUUAAUGAGGUACAACGUUCUAUCAAUCGUGCCAAUUAUAUCAACCGAGAAUUUGCGCCUACUAAAAGCAAACUUGAGUUACCUUUGACCUAUGAUAUUGCUGGUGAAUUUCUCAUGAUGUAUUCGGUUGGUACCCCACCAUUUAAGGUCUAUGGUAUAUUAGAUAUUGGUAGUGACUUAACUUGGCUUCAAUGUAAGCCUUGUAAUAUAUGUUACAACCAAGCCUCUCCUAUUUUUGAUCCUUCAAAAUCUUUGAGUUACCGAAAUAUGCCAUGCUCUUCUAGAACAUGCAAAUUUAUGGAAAUUACUUCGUGCUCUUAUGAUGGAGAUGCUUGUAAGUAUACCCUUGAAUAUGAUCCUGGAUCUAAGACACAAGGAGAUGUUAGUAUGGAUACUCUUACAUUACAUUCCACCACGGGUUAUAUUGUCUCGUUCCCUAAAACUGUGAUAGGAUGUGGGCACACUAAUACUUGGUCAUAUUCCUAUAAGGGUAAAAGUUCAGGUGUUAUUGGAUUUGGAAAGGGGGAUAUGUCAAUUAUAAAGCAAUUAGGAUCUUCAAUUGAUGGUAAAUUUUCUUAUUGUCUUAUUGUCAAUGAUUAUUAUAGACAAUCUAAUUUAAGUAGCAAACUCAAUUUUGGAGAUGCUGCCAUUGUGUCGGGUGAUAAAGUUGUUUCAACUCCUAUGUUUAAACGUGAAGGAACAAACGCUUCUACACAUAACAUCAUGAUUGACUCAGGUUCAUCUGUAACUAUUCUUCCACGUCAUUUUUUUAAUAGGCUAGAAUCUGCUGUUAAAAAAGUGGUAAAAUUAGAGCGCUUUCAAGAUCAAGGUGGUUCAUACAGCCUUUGUUAUAAUACCACAUCUAAACAACAACCAAAAUUUCCUGUAAUUACUGCACAUUUUAGUGGCGCGGAUGUUAAGUUAGAUUCUAAUGGUGCCUUUGCUUCUAUCCUAAAGGACGGUAAAUGUUUUGCUUUUCGUCCAAAUAAUUAUGGAUUGGGUCUUUUUGGAAUGAAGGCACAAAUGAACCAUUUGAUUGGUUAUGAUCUCAAAAGAAAAAUUGUCUCAUUCAAACCUACUGAUUAUUGUGAUCCAUUUACUCUUGAAGAAGCAACAGAUGAUGAAAAUUGGAGAAAAACCAUGAAUGAAGAAAUCAAUGCAAUAAAGAAGAAUAAAACAUUGGAGCUGACAGAGUUACCAGCAGACAAGAAAGCUAUAGGAGUGAAGUGGGUGUACAAGUCAAAGUACAAACCCACUGGUGAGAUUGAUCACUAUAAAGCAAGGUUGGAUACAAUUAGAAUGCUUAUUUUGAUAUCAGCUCAAAAUAGUUGGAAAAUACAUCAAAUUAAUGUUAAGUCUCAAUUUCUUAAUGGUAAUAUGGAAGAAGAAGUGUAUGUUAAGCAGCCUGCGUGA
This is a messenger RNA of Vicia villosa (hairy vetch), 1485 nucleotides long. Its product is annotated as aspartic proteinase CDR1-like. Gene Ontology annotation, biological process: proteolysis. The coding region runs from base 1 to 1485 and encodes 494 amino acids. NCBI's taxonomy places the organism in Eukaryota, Viridiplantae, Streptophyta, Magnoliopsida, Fabales, Fabaceae. Gene Ontology annotation, molecular function: aspartic-type endopeptidase activity. The record is from RefSeq and is a predicted model, not a curated record. Gene Ontology annotation, cellular component: extracellular region. The transcript is spliced from 3 exons.